AUGAGGUUAAACGCAGCAGCCGCUGCACUUUGUACCAUUUCUUGGAGUUCCGAGGAUUGGGUCAGGGCUAGUGCGGAUCCGCCGCUUUGUGAGCAUGAUGUGCGAUGCAUCUUUGGGCUCAGGUCGGCUGACUUGAUUGCACUGCUUCGAUCGGAUCCGUUGCAUCCCUGGGAGAAGGCACCCCCCCAGCUGCACCUUUGUGGUGUAGCUUGGGCAGAUCUGCCCCGGGCAGCAGACCAAGAUGCCUCAGAGGCAGAUGCGCAGAAGGCAGGGCUGUUCGGAUACACCAAAAUGCUGCAGCACUUGACUGGGACUUUUGUUCUUCUUGCUCAGUCCGUCUUGGUGGGUGGUGUUGAGCUUCUGGCCCAAUCCUGCCGCCCCAUUCUGAGCAAUUGGCUGGAUCAGUGUUCAAAUUGA
Messenger RNA from Symbiodinium pilosum, 417 nucleotides. Lineage: Eukaryota; Dinophyceae; Suessiales; Symbiodiniaceae. The record is from the annotation of a GenBank genome assembly.